GAUCGACAUCAGUGCUGAACCUGCGAUUCAACUCAAAUCUUGCUGCUAACAGGCGGAUCUACGACCGAAAGGGGUGAUAUCGCUCAGGUUUAACGGGUUCUGCCCCGUAUAGGCCGAUACGCGCUGGUGUCCCAGGAAUCGCAGAACCCCCUCCCUAGUUGACGAUGCGGUCGUAGACACAUGCACACGCACAACGCACACUCACACUCACACUCACUCACUACCAACUAACUAUCCACGACCUCUUUUUUACCUUACUCCGGGGUGCAGUUCUCUGUCGACCAUGCCUCCCGUCCAGCAGCAUGUCCUCAACUGGCUUUACAGUGUUCUCACAAGCGAAUAUCACGACGUGAACCGAACCUACAACGACGUCGCCCAAGCCUUGUCGCACUAUCCUUCUCUAUCUCCUCGUACUGACGUUCACACAUUCGAUAAUGGCACCUCGGCCCUCCUCCUCCACCUGUCUGGCACCUUGCCAGUGAUCUUCAGGGGUGCGACGUAUCGUUUUCCCAUCUCCAUAUGCCUGCCCUACGCCUAUCCCCGGGAGGCCCCAUUGGUCUAUGUGACUCCCUCUGAGAGCAUGAUGGUGAGACCUGGCCAGCAUGUCGACCCUCAAGGCCAGGUCUAUCAUCCUUAUCUGGCGGGGUGGUCUACGUUCUGGGAUAAGUCUACUAUCCUCGACUUUCUUGCCAUUCUUCGAGACGUAUUUGCCAAGGAACCUCCCGUCAUCGCUCGACAACCCCCCCGCCAAUCCGCUUCCCCGGCCCAGCAUCCUUCUGCUCAGCCGACACCACCACCCGUACCUCCACCCCAUCCUCCCGAGCUUUCGGGUCGUCCCGUGAGUCGGACUAGCCAAGUACACGCUCAGACUCCUCCCGUUCAGCCAGGUCCGCCGCCUCCGCCUCCGAAACAAACCGGGCAUGAGCCACCCCGCCUUGCAUCUCCUCCCAGCAGAAGCACACCUACCACCGGUCCGCCUCUGCCUCCUUUGCCACCAGGGAUGGCGAGAUCCGACAGUCGAGAUGUAUCCGGCUCUCCAAAGCCCACCAGACCUUCGGCUCAGACACCGUCCCGAUACGAUUCUGCUCCGCCCUUACCCCCACAUCCUCAGCAGCCACCGCCGCCCCAGCUACCGCAGCAACAACAGCCUCCCAUUUCGACCGCAUUCCAAUAUCAGCAUCCCCAACCCCCAGGUCAGCCGCCGGUUCAUCUCGACAACCCUCCCUACCAUCAACAAAUUCCCUUUACACAACCCUCACCAUUCCCGCACCCGGACCCCCGCCAGGUCCAAGGUGGCCCGCCGCCUGGCUGGCAACCUGCGGACUCCCGGUCACAGGCACAGUCAGCGGCACAGAUCCCGCCGCCGCAGCAGCAGCCGAAACCAAAACUCCCGCCACCAGAUCUGCUCGACGAACCGCUCUCCCUCAGCAUCCCGACCCCGUCCGAGCUCCCCGGCCCUCCGAUCCCGCCCAAUCCCGAGAAAGAUGCGCUGCUCCGGCAACUCGGACAGGCCCUCCACGCCUACCGCCAACGCGGUCUCCAGCAGAACGAGUCCAGCAUGGCCGGCCUCCGGGCCCAGCACGCCGCCAUGCUCGCCGCCAAGGAGAGGAUGGAGGCCGAGCAGGUCUCCCUCGACCAUCUCUCGGCCCUGCUCAGCUCCAACGCGAACAUCCUCCACGAUGCUCUCCGCAAGGCCGACGCCGUCAUCGAGGCGUCGCGCAACCAGAGACCGCCCGACAUUGACGAACUCCUCGUCGCCCCCACCGUCGUCGCUAACCAGCUCUACAACCUCGUCGCCGAGGAGCGGGCCAUCGGCGACACCAUUUUUGUCCUCGGCCGCGCCGUCGAGCGUGGGCGCGUGUCUCCUGCUGUUUUUGCGAAGACUACUCGCUCUCUCGCCCGCGAGUGGUAUCUGAAGAAGGCACUGGCACGCAAGAUUGCGCGAGGGAUGGGGUUAACGGUGUAGGGAGGGUGAUAAUUGAAGCGAGGGGGGACAAAUUUACUCAGAGAGGUAUAGCACAAACAAUACAGCACAUUUCUGUGUGUCGACGAUGCAUCGCGGAGCAACUCUGGCAUUGCUCUGUCGUAACUGUGCAGAUGCAAUAUAGCAUGCUCCUGCACAAGACACACUUGAAGCUGAUGGCGUUUCGGCUGUGUGAUUGUCUAAUAACAGACGCCAUUUCCCCUGACUUGGGCGGGACAUUGUACUGGGAUCCCCUUGGUUUAUACCCCUGAUACAUUCCGAC
Molecule: messenger RNA, 2246 nt
Organism: Sodiomyces alkalinus F11
Lineage: Eukaryota; Fungi; Ascomycota; Sordariomycetes; Glomerellales; Plectosphaerellaceae
Product: UEV-domain-containing protein
Exons: 4
Coding region: 284-1966 (560 amino acids)
Biological process (GO): endosome to lysosome transport; protein modification process; protein transport
Cellular component (GO): ESCRT I complex
Molecular function (GO): ubiquitin binding
Source: RefSeq, a predicted model, not a curated record